Messenger RNA from Sinocyclocheilus anshuiensis, 1651 nucleotides. RefSeq names its product VPS52 subunit of GARP complex (gene vps52). Gene Ontology annotation, biological process: lysosomal transport; endocytic recycling; Golgi to vacuole transport. Gene Ontology annotation, cellular component: GARP complex. Gene Ontology annotation, molecular function: syntaxin binding. The transcript has 13 exons. Bases 137 to 1558 code for a protein of 473 amino acids. The record is from RefSeq and is a predicted model, not a curated record. Lineage: Eukaryota; Metazoa; Chordata; Actinopteri; Cypriniformes; Cyprinidae.
AGUUGAUGCUGUUUAGUAGGCUUUAGUAUAUAUUCCAGAGCUUUUACUCUUUCUUAAGUGGGUUUCUUAAGAUUUUUCAGUGUGACUGUGAAACUGAACGGAAGUGUAGUCUUUGUGAAGUUGAACUACAGAUGCAAUGGCGGAGGCGCUGCUCACCGGAGCUGUGCAUCUGAACUCCGGCGCUGAUUCUGCGGCGUAUCUACAGGACGAGAAGUCUGACUUUGAUGUGGUCCCUGCUCUGAAUCUGGGGGAUCUGGACAUCACCACAGAUGAGCUCAUCCUGGACGAGGUGGACAUUCACAUUCAAGCGAAUCUGGAGGAUGAUCUGGUGAAGGAGGCGCUCAAGACGGGUGUGGAUCUGCGGCAGUACUCUAAACAGGUGGAGACGGAGCUGCAGCGCAUCGAACAAGCAUCAAUCAAGGACUAUAUCAAAGAGAGUCAGAAUAUUGCCUCUUUACACAACCAGAUCACAGCCUGUGACUCCAUACUGGAGCGUAUGGAGGGCAUGCUGAGCAGCUUCCAGAGCGACCUGUCCUCCAUCAGCAGCGAGAUCCAGACGCUGCAGCAGCAGUCGGUCAGCAUGAACCUGAGGCUGAAGAACCGGCAGGCCGUGCGCGGUCAGCUCAGCCAGCUGGUGGACGAGCUGGUCGUUCCCAGCACCAUGAUCUCUGUGAUUCUGGACAGUACUGUGACGGAGCAGGAGUUUCUGGAGCAGCUUCACGAGCUCAACAGCAAGAUCAACUAUGCUAAAGAGCUCAGCUUCAGAGAAACCCUCGCCUGCUCCGACAUACAGGACAUCGUAGAUCGCCUCAGAAUUAAAGCCGUCUCAAAGAUCCGUGAGUUCAUCCUGCAGAAGAUCUACUCCUUCAGAAAGCCCAUGACCAACUACCAGAUCCCUCAGAACACCUUACUCAAGUUCAGGUUUUUCUAUCAGUUCCUGUUAGCCAAUGAGAGGACAGUAGCUAAGGAGAUCCGGGACGAGUACGUGGACACCAUGAGCAAGAUCUACUUCAGUUACUUCAAGUCCUACAGCGGCAGACUGCUGAAAGUCCAGUAUGAAGACGUUGCAGAUAAGGAUGAUCUGAUGGGAGUGGAGGACACAGCCAAAAAAGGUUUUUUCUCCAAGCCUUCUCUCAAGAGUAGGAACACUAUUUUCACAGUUGGCCAGAGGGGGGCAGUGUUGAGUCCUGCGGAGCUGGAGGGGCCCAUACUGAUCCCACACGCCGCUCAGAGAGGAGACUCCAGAUACCCGUACGAAACGCUCUUCCGCAGUCAGCACUACGCUCUGCUGGAUAACAGCUGUCGAGAGUUCCUCUUCCUCUCCGACUUCUUCAUGGUGGCUGGAAACUCUGCUUUGGAUUUGUUCAACAGCAUUAUGGGAAAAACGCUCGGCAUGUUCCUGAAGAAUCUGUCCACAUACCUGUCAGACUGUUACGACAGUAUUGCGGUGUUUCUCUGCAUUCACAUCAUCCUGCGCUUCAGAGCCAUCACAGCCAAGAGGAACAUCCCCGCGCUCGACAAGUCAGUCCCUCUGUCAUCACAAACACACAAGCUGUAGAGAGGACAGUAGUCUGCUCGUAUUCUGGCCAGUAAUGAACACUCUUUAACAGCACACUGCGUCUUUAGUGUUACAGCACAACAUGACAAUUCA